AUGUUUGAUUGGCUUUUGCCAUCAUUUUUAAUGCAAAAUAUUAUCUCUAAUGAAAAACAAAAAAUACAACUUCGAAUAGUUGGCAUUCAUCAAUUAGAUAAUCUUUAUAGUUUAUCGCAUCCAUUUUUGACAUGUCCUGAAACAGUUGCUCAUCUUCGUCAAACGAAGGUUAUGUUUUUAAUGCGUGGACUUCCUGGAUCAGGUAAAUCAACAAUUGUUACCCAACUUAAAAGAAUAUAUUCAAAAUCGGUUAUUGUUUGUUCGGCUGAUAAUUAUUUUAUUGAUAGUCAAGGUAAUUAUAAUUUCAAUCGUGGCAAAAUUGGUGAAGCACAUCUUACAUGUCAACGACAAACAGAAGAUGCUUGCAAAAAUAAUGUUCUUGCUGUAAUUGUUGAUAAUACAAAUAUUCGCAUGGAUGAAUGUAAGCCAUAUUUUCAAAAAGCAUCUAAUUAUGGUUAUAUUGUUAUUAUUGUUGAACCACGAACGAGUUGGAAACGUGAUACAAAUAUAUUAAUGAAUCGAAAUACACAUAAAGUACCCAUGGAUAUUAUUGAAGCACGUCUACGUACAUAUCAUUCACUAAUACCAUUUUAUUUUGGUUUAUUUCUUAAUCAUGAACAAUCGAAUUAUGUUCUUCAGCAAGCUUAUGAUUAUUAUCAACAAGCAUUACAAACAUUUCCUCAAUUAAAAAAAGACCUGGAACAAAUUAGUCGAGAUAAGAAUAUAUCUGUUCAUAAUUUACUAAAUCGUGCAAAUCUGAAUGUUCAAACUAAAAUUCUUCAUUGUACAAUGAAAUUUAUCGGAAAAGUAACAGAUCAAAGCCGAAAAGAUUAUACAAAUUAUGCUGCUAAUCGUUUAAUAUCACAUUCACUUGGUAAAAUGUUUCAAGCUUAUAUUGUUGGAUUUACUAUAACACCACGUACUUUAAGUGCACGUCUUCUUUUUCCUGAUCGUCAUACAUGGGCACUAUGGGAUCAAGAUGAUAAUGAAUUACCAAAGAAAGAAGCGUCAUCUCAAAUUGUUACUAGUGAUAAUAAAAAAUCCCGUCCAUAUCGUCGCAAUAAUAAAUCAAAACUAACAACAACUGACAAUUUAAAUACAAAUGAUGAUUAUGAUACAUCUAUGGUUAAAUCAUUAGCUGAUGAUGAUAUACUUUUAGUUGAUAAAGUAUUAUUUUCAAAUAUACCAGAAAAAAUUACAUUUCUUCAUCCAACAUUUGGCUAUCUUUCUCGUGCUCACUUAACAUGUGGUGUUGCACCCGGUAUAAGUGCAUCUCAAACAGGUCAUGAUAUUAUUGAAAUGAUUCAAAAAGAAAGUGAUGUUAUUCAAAAAGAUACUCCCAUACCUGAAAGUAAUGAUGAACAAACAGUUAUGAGAUUUUUUGGUAAUGGACGUUGUAUUGUUUAUCUAAAGGAACCAAUUCCAAUUGAAACUAUUUUUAGUGGAUAUUAUCAUUAA
Rotaria sp. Silwood1 is the source of this 1458-nucleotide messenger RNA. Lineage: Eukaryota; Metazoa; Rotifera; Eurotatoria; Philodinida; Philodinidae. The record is from the annotation of a GenBank genome assembly.